This is a messenger RNA of Symbiodinium sp. CCMP2456, 1047 nucleotides long. The record is from the annotation of a GenBank genome assembly. NCBI's taxonomy places the organism in Eukaryota, Dinophyceae, Suessiales, Symbiodiniaceae.
GAAGGCAGCGCGAAAGACAAGCACGACAAGUUCAUAGAUGAGGAAGUGUCACUGCGGCAUGGAAAGUUCAUCUCCGAAUCACGUGUGCAAGACUUCGUGUACAUUCCAGCGAAAAGUACGAUGGACAUUGCGGCCAAGUCCUCGGAGCUCUUUGAGACUAUUCUCAGGCACUGGAAUUUGCAGAGGCCUUACUUGCUCAUCAAGUUCCAAUCCGGUUUUGCGCAUCCCAAGCACAUGCUAGAUGCGGAAGAGCUGAAGAAGAUAGAGGAUCGACACGUCGGCUCCGAAAUCUGGCGGUACUACAUGCACUUCAAAAAGUUUGUCAGAGAGCAGGCAAAGAAGGAGGCGGAAAAGAAGGAGGCAGAGAAGACACGGAAAACGGCGGAAGAGACUGCAGGUGGCACCGCCGAGCAGGGAAUGCAGGAGGUGCAGGCUCAGCAGGAAGAGGAAACGACAAACCAGAACACGGCGGAAGACACCACAGGUGGCACCGCCGAGCAGGGAAUGCAGGAGGUGCAGGCUCAGCAGGAAGAGGAAACGACAAACCAGAACACGGCGGAAGACACCACAGGUGGUACCACCGGACAUGACAAGAAGAAAGCAGAAAAGGAGAAGAUUCGCGAGAGGGCGCUUGAGCUGCUCAAUGAGUUCUUAUACAAAUCGCUGAGUAACCUCAUCGACGUCAUCGUGCGUGCCUGCGUGCGAAAUCGAUGCUGGAUUGUAGUGGAGGGCGGACCGAACGGUGGUCUUCUGCUGCUGAAGCAGGCGGCCGAGCGCUGCAACGAGCGGCCCAUAAUCUUGGUGGUGGACAGCCUCAAAAAGAAGCGCUAUCCGUACAAAGAAGUGCGGGACUUCAUCCAGGAGCACAAGGACAAGCUGAAGGUGCCCACACUCACGGAGAUGGCUCGGGGUGGCGACAACAAGCCGGAGCAGGUGCGAGAGCAGGUCCGCGACAUUGCCUCUUCGAUGGCAGAAGAGUGGGAUAAGAAACAAAAAGCAGGGAACACAGGACGCAAGACCAGCAUCAGGUCCAAGAAGCAACCUUGA